Messenger RNA from Symbiodinium natans, 921 nucleotides. The record is from the annotation of a GenBank genome assembly. NCBI's taxonomy places the organism in Eukaryota, Dinophyceae, Suessiales, Symbiodiniaceae.
AUGGUGCCGGUGCCAGUGGAGACCAAGAUCACCACAGCCACGAAGGUGGAUGGCGUCAUCUGCCAUGGUAUGUGCCGCAUUAUGGCAAAGUUUCUGAAUGGAAAAGCCCUGCCAGACUGCGCCGAGGGCAAGGGCCUUCCUGACUGGGCCAAGGAAGAGGCUAUGCAGUACUUCCGAGAGAACCUGACCCUUGAUGACAAGUUCCACUCGAACUGGUCUCGCAUGCGAACGGAACUCUGCCUCGCUCAUUUCCGCAGGCUCAUCGACGGCUGGUACCCAGGCAACAAGGACUUCUGGAAGCAGUGCCGCGACUUCUGCAAAGAAUGGGCCGGCUGGCAGUCAGGACCUCCUUUGUGUCGACCAUUGAGCGCCGGCAGGUUGAACAACUACCUCACGCACUUGGCCCGUGGAACAGACAUGCAGGAGGUCAUACCAAGCCAAGAAAUGCUGGCGGCUGCUGGCCGGUUUGGCAUCCGGAUCAGCGACAUUCGACUAACCAGCGACAGCAUCUUCCAGUUCUGCCGUGCCUGGACUGGUUUGGACUGGAGAGCAGGAUCCGCCACUGACCCUUGUCCUUGGCCCGUGCCUGAGGCGUUCGAUGGAUUGCUCUGCAGCUGGAAGCUACUCGCGCAAGCACGUGGCCACAAUCGGAUCUACCUGAACCCUCCAUGGUCCCAUAUGGACAGCUGGCUCGAGAAGGCAGCUCUGGAAUAUGCGACGGGUCUGCAGAUCUUGAUUGUUGUCCCAAGAUGGACGGAGGAGAGCUGCAUCUCAACCCUGACCUCAGCGCAGUACAGCCUCAGGUUCGUCUCGCGACCAUUGGCCCUCAAGACGCGGAGGAUUUGGGAUGCAGAGUUCGCUCACCCUACGAGCGGAAAAGCUAUGGCUCCCUUGGACGUCACUCUGAUCUGGAUGGUGUAA